CGACUGCCUGUAAAAAUAGAAAUCAAUUCGCAGUAAUACAAAAGAGAAAGAAAAGGUACCCAGGGUACCACGAUUGUUGACGCUUGAUGCUUGAUGAGGCUUUUGGCCAGGGGCCUGUGGCGGCUUGGCGUCAUAAGUCAUCAGCUUUUCAAUUUCAAAGCGCGUCUCGAUGAUUUCGAGCAGUCUCGGUCGUCUCGGACGAUCGACGCGUGAUCGUAAAUUCGGUGGAAAAUCAACGGACCGACAUGUCACGACUGUGUAUUUCAAAAUUAUGCCCCCUGAUAAAAAAUACUGGAACGCCGAAGGCACUGUUGAAUCGAAUGCGUUUUAAAGGCGGUUUUGAUCGCUCGAAUGACGCUACGUGCUGGAACUGUCAGAGAGGUUAUGCCCAGCGUUCCACGCUACUGAUAUCUCGACUCUAUCCAUCGUGUGGAUUAUUGGAUAGAAUUGUUUUUAAUUUCCCUGCAAUUUCGGCAACUACGAAAGAAAAGUACAGUGACAAUGGCGAUAAAUGUGGUAGGAGACGUUAUAAACAUCUUGGAGUGCUCUUGGGCAGUCUUGGGCUUGUAGUGGCUUUUUGUGACACUUCACAUUUUAAAGAGAAGAGAUUGUUUCGUGCUGUUCAGUAUGGUAAUAUAUCAGAAUUAAAAAGAUCUAUAGCAGAUGGUAUUGAUGUAAAUACCAGACAUCCAUUGGGUUGGACAGCACUGCAAACUGCUGCUAUAAAUCAAAGAGAAGAAAUUAUAAAAAUUCUGUUGGACAAUGGCGCUGAUGUAAAUGCAGGAGAUAACUUUGUUAAUGUAUAUAGAACUGCCAUGGAAAAGGGCUUACAUUCUUUGGAUGUUCUUACAAAGAGGGAAGAGGAAUUUUCUGAUCGAUUAAAUAAUCGAGCUACUUUCCAAGGAUUUACAGCAUUACACUAUGCUGUGUUAGCCGAUUCGAAAAGUUGUGUGAAAGCAUUAUUAGAUGGAGGAGCGAAUCCAACUAUAGAAAAUGAAGCGGGACAUCGAGCGGUUGAAUAUGCUAAGGAAGGAGAAAUCAAAGAGAUGCUAGUCAAACAUGCUAUUAAAUAUGAUGAAAUAGCAAAAGAAAAGGAAGCAGAGGAACGUCGUAGAUUUCCGUUGGAACAACGUUUGAAGCAAAAUAUUGUAGGACAGGAGGGACCUAUUUCCAUUGUUGCUUCUACUAUCAGAAGGAAAGAAAAUGGUUGGAUAGAUGAAGAGCAUCCACUAGUAUUUCUCUUCUUGGGUUCGUCAGGCAUUGGCAAAACAGAAUUAGCCAAGCAAUUGGCUGCUUAUAUUCACAGGAAUAAACCAGAUAGUUUUAUUCGAUUGGAUAUGUCUGAAUAUCAAGGGAAACAUGAAGUUGCAAAAUUAAUUGGAGCACCACCAGGAUACGUGGGACACGACGAUGGUGGACAACUGACAAAACUUUUGAAAAAAUGUCCUUCCGCUGUUGUAUUAUUUGAUGAGGUUGACAAAGCUCAUCCUGAUGUUUUAACUGUUUUGCUACAGCUUUUCGAUGAGGGUAGAUUAACUGACGGUAAAGGAAAAACAAUCGAGUGUAAAAAUGCUAUUUUUAUAAUGACAUCGAAUUUAGGAAGCGAAGAAAUUGCAGAACAUGCAAUGCAACUAAGAGCAGAAGCUGAAAGGCUAUUAAACCAUAGAUUAGUCAAUACUGUCGACGAAGAUCAAGAACCAGAACGUAUUGAGAUAUCUCGUAAUUUUAAGGAUCAAGUGGUACGUCCAAUACUGAAAGAACAUUUUCGAAGAGAUGAGUUUUUGGGAAGAAUAAAUGAAAUUGUAUAUUUUUUACCAUUUUCUCGGGCAGAAUUGAUAGAAUUAGUCGCCAGAGAAUUGAAAGCAUGGGCUACACGUGCAAAAGAAAGACACAUGAUCGAAUUAAAAUGGGACAGAGAAGUUUUGUCGGUAUUAACGGAUGGGUAUGAUGUCCAUUACGGUGCUCGUUCCAUCAAGUAUGAAGUGGAAAGACGUGUUGUUAACCAAUUAGCGGCAGCUCAUGAACGGGGGGAACUUGGUAAAGGAUGCUGUGUAUUGUUAAAAGCAAAGUGGCAUGAAAGUGGAGCAAGCGUAACUCUUUCUGUUCAGCAGAAGGGCUCAAAAAAGUUUGUCGAUAUCGUAGAAACAGAUAAAUUAACGAAAAAUAUUAGUUCAAAAUUCUUAUAAAUGUAGGAUGUAGAUUUUGCUUUAAUAACUUAUACAAAACACAUUGUCACUUAGAAAAGAUGGUUGUAUGCAAAAGUCUGAUGUUAUUUGUUAUGAUACGAUAUACAAAUGUACAAAUCAUAAUAAAAAAUGUGCUAAAUUUACUUUA
This is a messenger RNA of Temnothorax curvispinosus, 2334 nucleotides long. Its product is annotated as caseinolytic peptidase B protein homolog. The transcript is spliced from 10 exons. Bases 246 to 2186 code for a protein of 646 amino acids. Gene Ontology annotation, molecular function: ATP binding; protein binding; ATP hydrolysis activity. Gene Ontology annotation, cellular component: cytoplasm; mitochondrion. The record is from RefSeq and is a predicted model, not a curated record. Gene Ontology annotation, biological process: cellular response to heat. Lineage: Eukaryota; Metazoa; Arthropoda; Insecta; Hymenoptera; Formicidae.